UUUUCGCUCACUCUCUCUCGCCGCCUCCCCCUUUUUUUCCUCUGUCUUCCUCACCCACCCCCUUUUCUCUCCGUCUCCCUCGUCCCUACACCUCCAGUCUGCUUCUGUUGUCUCGGCGGAUUGUUGCGGGCUGUGGGAGAGAAAAGGAUAUCGCGAGUAUUGGAGUUUUGGUGAGAGUUUGUGGAAGAUGGCGCCUGUUGUGACAGGGAAGUUCGGGGAGCGCCCUCAGCCACUGCGCCUAACAAGAGAAGCGAUGAGGAAUUACCUGAAGGAGCGAGGUGACCAAACUGUCAUGAUCCUGCACGCAAAAGUUGCACAGAAAUCCUAUGGCAAUGAGAAAAGGUUCUUCUGCCCUCCUCCCUGCGUGUACCUGAUGGGCAGCGGCUGGAAGAAAAAGAAGGAGCAGAUGGAGCGGGACGGCUGCUCCGAGCAGGAGUCGCAGCCCUGCGCCUUCAUCGGCAUCGGCAACAGCGACCAAGAAAUGCAACAGCUUAACUUAGAGGGAAAGAAUUAUUGCACAGCCAAAACCUUGUACAUAUCCGACUCCGACAAGAGAAAGCACUUCAUGUUGUCUGUCAAGAUGUUCUACGGCAACAGCACUGACAUCGGCGUCUUCCUCAGCAAGAGGAUCAAAGUCAUCUCCAAGCCCUCCAAAAAGAAGCAGUCCCUAAAGAACGCUGACCUGUGCAUCGCAUCAGGGACCAAGGUGGCGCUCUUCAACCGGCUCCGGUCCCAAACAGUCAGCACGCGCUACCUUCACGUGGAGGGCGGAAACUUCCACGCCAGCUCCCAGCAAUGGGGCGCCUUUUACAUCCACCUGUGUACGUCUCUAUCAAGCUGCAAGGACCCCCAGGUGCUGGAGCACAUUAUGAGCGGGCUGGAUGAAGACAAGGACGGGGAAAUCAGCUUCCAGGAGUUUGUCGUUCUGGUUUUUGAGCUGACUGUGACCUGCAAUGAAUUCUUCCAAGACAUGAACGGCCAGGGUUCUAAGAAAGUCUGA
Messenger RNA from Notothenia coriiceps (black rockcod), 1000 nucleotides. Its product is annotated as recombining binding protein suppressor of hairless-like. Gene Ontology annotation, molecular function: transition metal ion binding; DNA-binding transcription activator activity, RNA polymerase II-specific; RNA polymerase II cis-regulatory region sequence-specific DNA binding. Gene Ontology annotation, biological process: regulation of transcription by RNA polymerase II. The record is from RefSeq and is a predicted model, not a curated record. Bases 188 to 1000 code for a protein of 270 amino acids. Gene Ontology annotation, cellular component: nucleus. The transcript is spliced from 7 exons. NCBI's taxonomy places the organism in Eukaryota, Metazoa, Chordata, Actinopteri, Perciformes, Nototheniidae.